AUGGCUAUCGAGAAUACUGCUCUGGAAUCCCUCCGCAGCACGCUGCACUCCUCCACUGUCUACACGCCGGAUUCCCCGGGGUAUCAGGAGAGUUUGCGUCGAUGGUCCGAGACGGGAGUUAAACCCGCUGGAGUGGUGGUCAUGCCCACUGAGACGGACGAUGUUCGCACAGCGCUACUUUGGGCCCAGACCCACGGGAUAGACAUAGCCGUCAAAGGCGGCGGACACUCCGUGGCGGGAACCAGUUCCAGCGACGGCGGACUGGUAAUUGAUCUAUCUCGGAUGAACCGCGUCACGGUGGACGAGACGACGCAGACGCUACGGGUGGGCGGCGGCGCAGUGUGGAAGGACGUGGACGAGACUGCGGCGCAGUACGGGCUUGCCGCGGUCGGGGGCACAGUGAACCACACUGGAGUGGGCGGAUUGACGCUGGGAGGUGGGUACGGUUGGCUGAGCGGACAGUACGGACUCACGAUUGACAAUCUCCGAUCGGCGACGGUGGUGUUGGCCACCGGGGAGGUGGUUACAGCGUCCGAGGAGUCCCAUCAGGAUCUCUUCUGGGGCUUGCGCGGCGCGGGAUACAAUUUCGGCAUCGUGGUCGAGUUCACGUUCCAGGCGUAUCCGCAGUCCGACCCCGUGUAUGCGGGGAUCGCGUCGUUUGCGCCGGAGAAGCUGGAAGGAGUGGUGCAGGCCUUGAACCAGCUGAUGGAGAAAACGGAUCCCCGGUCGGGGGCGAUGUGUAUUCUGGCGCAGCCGCCGGGGGCGCCGAGUAUGCUGGCAAACGUGCUGGUGUUUUAUAACGGCACGCAGGAGGAGGGCGAGCGUCGAUUCGCGGACCUCCUGGCGCUGGAACCGAUGGUCAACAUGAUCCGUAUGAUCCCGUACUCGCAGGUGAAUUCGUUGCAGAAUCCAAUGGCGACGUACGGCGAUCGCAAGACGUUCAAGGGGGUGUUUUUCCGCACGCCGCUGGAUGCGCGGUUCCUGCGCAGCGUGCUGGACGAGAUGAACGCGAAGAACGACGAGCAUCCCGACUUGAUACCCGCCUUGUUGCUGGAGUGGUACGAUAUGCGUCGGACCUGCGAUGUGCCCUUGCAGGCUACAGCGUUUGCCAAUCGGAGUGCUACGCAGAAUGGACUGUUGACACUGCGGUGGACGAGCGAGGAGAUGGAUGCCGUGUAUCGGCAGUGGGCUCGAGAUAUUCAGUCCCGGUUCCAGCAGGAGUUUGAUCGGAGUGGACCGGAGGAGGAUGUUCCUCAGUAUAUCAAUUAUGCCGAACCGGGCGACGUGGUGGUGAAGAACAUCUACGGGGGGAAUCUCCCUCGACUUCGCGAGGUCAAGAAGAGAUAUGAUUCCAGGAAUAUCUUCCAUAAGAUGCACCCGAUCGCAUUCACCGUGGACCAGCUCUGGACGCUGGAGAACCACUUCUGGACGCAAUUCCUCUAUCCAGCCAAUACUAAGCAGAUCAACGCCACCGACACGUCCGUCUUCGCUGAGAAUGUCCACGGCCGCGUCGACAUCACCCGAACCUUCACCGGCCGCGAUCUCAACAACGAAUACAUCUUCGGACUCUUCACGCAGCCGGAAUCUGUCAGUCUAACCGGUGUACCUAUCGCCUAUGAUAUCACCCAAUUCAGCGGCAACGACCGCAUCGCGUCCGCCACAACGGUGGUCACAUUCAACGUGACAGCCUUCCAGACCAUCCUCCCCAUCACCAUCGACACCUGGAUCGAGUUCAACCAGGAUGGCCAGAUCAUACAGUACGACGCUACAUUCCGCUGGUUCGACUACUACGUCGACCGACUACUUCGUCUCGCGGCAGAGGAAUUCCAGACGACGGUAGACGAGGCGAAGACUCGCGUCGCGGGACUGAUUGCCGACACUGUGUGCGAGGUUAGUAUGCAAAAUUGUGCAUCGUAUGAACACUACGAGAGUCAUGAGCAGUGUGUGGAGUUUCUUACUAUGGAGACGCGGUUCGGAAUGCCAUUUGAACUCGGAAGGAAUACACUCCUCUGUCGGGAGGUUCAUAAACAUAUGGUUUCGUAUCGGCCGGAUGUUCACUGUGCGCAUAUUGCGCCUUCCGGCGGUGAUUACUGCGUUGAUGAUAUGGAUUAUGAGGCGGUGGUGUUGCAGCGGUAUUUUCCUGAUUCCUGGGUGGUGGGUGGAUUUGCGGAGGAUAAUAUUUGGGUUGCUUGA
Molecule: messenger RNA, 2193 nt
Organism: Aspergillus tanneri
Lineage: Eukaryota; Fungi; Ascomycota; Eurotiomycetes; Eurotiales; Aspergillaceae
Product: FAD-binding oxidoreductase
Exons: 5
Coding region: 1-2193 (730 amino acids)
Molecular function (GO): oxidoreductase activity; FAD binding
Source: RefSeq, a predicted model, not a curated record